UUUGAAUUUUCUUCUCUCUCUCAACCGACGUCUUUCCUCUUCCAAUUCAUCCGUUGCUUUGUUUCUAUUUCUCAGAAAAUCAAAGUCAUCGUUUGGUCAGCUAUUGUCUCUAUCUGUCGUUUGGAUUAUACUUUAUGUUUCACAUGAGCGGCAGCCUGGGAGCCUACAAUUAAAUCAGCCUUUUCCCUCAUUUCAAAACCCUAGCAAAAUGAGCUCUGACGAGGAUUUGGAGAAGUUGGACGAGUCGAGGAAGUACAAGUUGGCAGAACUCGAUGAACUAAUAAAGACGUCUCCUAAGCCCUGGAUGUUUCUACGUCGAUGUGGGUUGUUUCAACUGAUGGGUGAGAAAGAAUUUGCUUAUAAAGAUAUUGAAACUGCAUGGGAGAUUUAUAAAUCUUCGAAGAGCACAAAGGUGAAGGCUAGGGUUCUUGAACGUAGAUCAGAAUUUUACAAGAGCUACGAGGAUCUCCCCGGUUUACGCGAUUCUUAUGAGUCUCAAUUUGUCAACUAUAAAGCAAUGCCGGAAUCUCGACUUCGUAAAUAUACAGCUUUUCGUGAAUUCUUGGGCAACUAUGGGGAUCUUUUAGCUGAGAUGAAUGUAGAGCGGGAAAAAGCCAAUACUCUGAUAAGACAAGCUAUAUCACUAUAUGACGGUAAAAGUUACCCUUCCAGACUUAAUGAUUAUUUAGAAGGGCUCAACGAUGUACAUGAAAUGGCAGAAAUAAAAAGUAAGGCUCUGGAGGAGGAGCUGUCGAAUCCACCACCUGAUACACAAAAAAAGAAAAAUAAAAAGAAAAAAGAAAAGACGGUUAGCAAAUCAGCCGAAAAUUCCAGCGAUGUGAAGAAAGAAAUUAUUUCGUCCAAUGUUGGAGAAACCUCAGAAGCGAGCAUUUCAACGACAAGAAUCAUUUCGUCCAAUGUUGCGGAUUAUGAGAACCGUAAAGCAAGCAGUUCCAGCACUCUUGUGGUAUAAGUUGCUGUAUAUUCUUCUAUUACAUUAAGUUAAAACUGUCCGUGCUUUUCUUUUGUGCCGAUUUUUAAACACUUCUACUAAUAAAAAGAAAAUCUAUGUUCUGUAUUGCAAAAAGAAAUUAUUUCGUCCAAAGUUGGAGAAACCUCAGAAGCGAGCAUUUCAACGACAAGAAUCAUUUCGUCCAAUGUUGCGGAUUAUGAGAACUGUAAAGCAAGCAGUUCCAGCAUUCUUGUGGUAUAAUUUGCUGUGUUUCCUUAAUUUAAAUUGAGUUUGGUGUAUUUUUAGUGAACUUUACAUGUUCGGUCGGACUUCAACUAAUAAACAGAAAAUAUAUAUUUCUGCUGCUUGUUAUGUGACCAUUUAAUUUACUUCUUUUGGGACUUAUUUACCUUUAUUCUCAGACAGUUCAUGGUAGGAUUGAAUAUUAUUGUUCCUAUAAGAAAGAUGUUGGCUGCGGGGUUCAUGCAGCAGAGCUUUUAAUGCGAUCAUGGGUAGAUGGAAAAGAUGGAGUGAAAACCAUUUCUUGCUCUUUUCUAGAUUUUUCCAGUAAGGAUACGGCACAUUAUAACUCGUUGGUAGCAAAAUGUCUAGGCGAUCAUGCCGUGACAGUGCAUUUAGUGCAUGAGGGCUCGGUGAUAUUGGAUGAGGUGAAGUGUGAUUUGAGGGACUGGUAUACAAGGGUCUGUAAUUCUCUGACAGCUGAAGAUGAAAGUUCAUGGUUGACAUUUAUUGAGGACGAUGUAAAAAAGAUAUUCAGGUUUAUGCAAUAACUAUUUAAUAAUUUACAUUAUUGCUAUGAUAAUUUGCUAACUUUUUAAAUUUGCAGUGGAAUCUUCAAGUCCUUAACCUUAUUAUAUCAUUCCAAUGUCCAUGGAAAUUGGAUUAAUGGGAUAUCUAUUGGUAAAGGUACUCUUAAUGGGAAAGUAUAUAGUAUGAAGUUAGUAAGUGGUACGUAUAUCUUGAUGAAUUAAUUUAUUUUUUAUUUGGAAUAGUUAAUAACUAUUUAUUUUUUGUUAUAUAAAGCAGAAUGUUGGAGUUAUUUAGAUGAUUUCGAUGAUUUGUUUAAGAUCGUUCUUGCUGUCUUGAAAAGAAAGCAAUUUAAAGGGUGUGACGACCAGGAUGGUGAAUCGAGUGAAUACUUUCUUUUCAAGACAGCAAGAACGAUCUUAAACAAAUCAUCAAAAUCAUCUAAAUAACUCAAACAUUCUGCUUUAUAUAACAAAAAAUAAAUAGUUAUUAACUAUUCCAAAUAAAAAAUAAAUUAAUUCAUCAAGAUAUACGUACCACUUACUAACUUCAUAUUAUAUACUUUCUCAUUAAGAGUACCUUUACCAAUAGAUAUCCCAUUAAUCCAAUUUCCAUGGACAUUGAAAUGAUAUAAUAAGGUUAAGGACUUGAAGAUUCCACUGCAAAUUUAAAAAGUUAGCAAAUUAUCAUAGCAAUAAUGUAAAUUAUUAAAUAGUUAUUGCAUAAACUUGAAUAUCUUUUUUACAUCGUCCUCAAUAAAUGUCAACCAUGAACUUUCAUCUUCAGCUGUCAGAGAAUUACAGACCCUUGUAUACCAGUCCCUCAAAUCACACUCCACCUCAUCCAAUAUCACCGAGCCCUCAUGCACUAAAUGCACUGUCACGGCAUGAUCGCCUAGACAUUUUGCUACCAACGAGUUAUAAUGUGCCGUAUCCUUACUGGAAAAAUCUAGAAAAGAGCAAGAAAUGGUUUUCACUCCAUCUUUUCCAUCUACCCAUGAUCGCAUUGAAAGCUCUGCUGCAUGAACCCCGCAGCCAACAUCUUUCUUAUAGGAACAAUAAUAUUCAAUCCUACCAUGAACUGUCUGAGAAUAAAGGUAAAUAAGUCCCAAAAGAAGUAAAUUAAAUGGUCACAUAACAAGCAGCAGAAAUAUAUAUUUUCUGUUUAUUAGUUGAAGUCCGACCGAACAUGUAAAGUUCACUAAAAAUACACCAAACUCAAUUUAAAUUAAGGAAACACAGCAAAUUAUACCACAAGAAUGCUGGAACUGCUUGCUUUACAGUUCUCAUAAUCCGCAACAUUGGACGAAAUGAUUCUUGUCGUUGAAAUGCUCGCUUCUGAGGUUUCUCCAACUUUGGACGAAAUAAUUUCUUUUUGCAAUACAGAACAUAGAUUUUCUUUUUAUUAGUAGAAGUGUUUAAAAAUCGGCACAAAAGAAAAGCACGGACAGUUUUAACUUAAUGUAAUAGAAGAAUAUACAGCAACUUAUACCACAAGAGUGCUGGAACUGCUUGCUUUACGGUUCUCAUAAUCCGCAACAUUGGACGAAAUGAUUCUUGUCGUUGAAAUGCUCGCUUCUGAGGUUUCUCCAACAUUGGACGAAAUAAUUUCUUUCUACAAUACAGAACAUAGAUUUUCUUUUUAUUAGUAGAAGUGUUUAAAAAUCGGCACAAAAGAAAAGCACGGACAGUUUUAACUCAAUGUAAUAGAAGAAUAUACAGCAACUUAUACCUUCACAUCGCUGGAAUUUUCGGCUGAUUUGCUAACCGUCUUUUCUUUUUUCUUUUUAUUUUUCUUUUUAUUUUUCUUUUUUUGUGUAUCAGGUGGUGGAUUCGAAACAAAAUUAACACCUUUUUGUCCAGAUGACUUCGGGCAAUGGCUUCUGAGAGCCUGAUUAAUGCCUCCAGCUGUCUAACUGUCAUGCGAUAAGCAACUCUACUACCUGGUGCUGUAUCACCUUUCCGAAGAACAACAUAAGAAUCCACCAAUAGUUUUCUUGCUUCAGAAUCGAGCUGCAUAGUUAGCGUAGUUAAACCGGGCAAGGUAUUCUGCCCAAAGAAUUAGAAAUAGACAUACAAGAGGCAGCAGCAAACCUUUGGUUUCAAAGUUUUUGCAUAUGCAAUGUAACGUUUUAUUUGAGCAGUUGUGAAUGCAGGAGCAAGUGCUUCUUCAUGCUUCUGAUGAACUCUUACUAUGUGAUGAGCAAUGUGGUAAUCAACUUGAUCGUCUGGGUCAUCAAUCAUCACAUAUACUAGAUCAAAUCUUGAAAGAAUUGCAGGAGGAAGAGCCACGUUGUACUGGAAAAAUGCAACACGAGGUAGUUCAAGGAAACAAUGCAAGAAACAAAAGAAAAGGAUUCCAAGUUCAUGAUGAAACCAGGUGCAAGAGAAUUCUCACCUUCAGUGGUUUAGUUUUAUCAUAUCGUCCUCCUGCAGGGUUAGCAGCAGCUAAGAUUGAUGUUCGAGCAUUUAGUGUUGCUUGUAUACCUGCUUUAGUGAUGCUUAUUGUCUGCUGUUCCAUGGCUUCAUGAAUUGCCACCUUCACAUCCAUCAAUCAUAAUAUCAGAAAUGACAACAGUACACACCAAGUAAGUCGGUGAUACAAGAACAUUACCUGGUCUUUGACGUCCAUCUUGUCAAAUUCAUCAAUGCAACAAAUGCCAUUGUCAGCCAGCAUCAAUGCACCAGCCUAAAAAAAGUUGACGUCAAUGACAGUAGAGACAUUGAAAGCACAGAAUGACAUAAAUGAGGUUAGAUGCAGAAGGUCUUUAUAUAGAGAUCUAACUUAGUAUCUUUUGCACAUCAAAUUUGACAAUGGAAAUUAAAUGCAUUAGACGGCUAAUCCAUUUUCUGGUCCUGGUGGUGUACAUUUUAUCAACUCCAAAAUAUUCCUCAAGGAUACCACACCCAAGAAUAACUUUGAUGUGUUAUUUACAGCAUAUAAGAAGGAUCAAAAUUUAAUAAUACAUUAAAAAGUGCCUUUGGCUUCUGAUUGAA
Molecule: messenger RNA, 4716 nt
Organism: Mercurialis annua (annual mercury)
Lineage: Eukaryota; Viridiplantae; Streptophyta; Magnoliopsida; Malpighiales; Euphorbiaceae
Exons: 4
Coding region: 209-973 (254 amino acids)
Source: RefSeq, a predicted model, not a curated record